Molecule: messenger RNA, 1091 nt
Organism: Lates calcarifer (barramundi perch)
Lineage: Eukaryota; Metazoa; Chordata; Actinopteri; Centropomidae
Product: proline-rich protein 13
Exons: 4
Coding region: 142-636 (164 amino acids)
Source: RefSeq, a predicted model, not a curated record
ACGCGCGUGGCCUUUAACAACGGGCGUGGCCUCGUGAUGUAUUUCUGCUGUGCGGGUCAAUGCGGAAGACAAACACGAACCGAGUUUCUACCUUGAAUUCUUCAGAAACCCACCCAGACCCGAGGCACCUUUCUACGAACCAUGUGGCCAAAUCAAGGACCUCCCCCCCCACCAAACCCUGCCUACCCUCCUGGCUACAACCCUGCGUAUCCUCCUGUACCUCCUCCAGGAGUCUUCCCCCAGCCUCCGAACCCAGCGUACCCACCUUACCAACACCCAGCUGCCAUGACCCCAGCUGUGAAUGCAUGUCCAGGGGUGAUGCCUUACAGACCUCCUGGACCUCAUCCUUAUCCUAUGGCUCCAUGUGGAUAUCCAGCAGUCCCUCCUGCAUAUGUUCACCCAGGUCCAUACCCACACUCCCCAAAAUGGGGUCACCAUAAAGGUCAUCAGUGUGGAGGGAUGUAUCCCAUGACUGGACCAGUAGCCGGAGGACUGACGGGAAUGGUGAUGGGAAUGGUCGGACACAAAGUCAACAAAAAGAUGAGGAAGAAGAUGAAGAAAGCACAUAAGUACAAGCACGGGCACUACAAAUGUGGCAAGUCCUCGAGCAGCAGCAGCAGCAGCGACUCAGACUGAGGACACCAGGUCGACAAGGCUUUAACAGAAAUGCUCCUUUACAAAAUGGCAGCCUAACUAUGAAUUAUAAACACACAAAGGUCAACUUUCUAACUUUUAACAGGAUAAAUACAGAGUUUUAUCAUAUCUAGUUUGAGCUGUUCAUAACACUAGAAUGUGUUUCUUACUUUUGUAUUUUUUAUUUAUCUUUUUGGUGGUGUUUAUGUCUGUACCUACAGUUUCUGUCCAGCAGUAAAAACACAAACACUAGUGUGAAAACAUGCUGAAGAGGAGCUCUCUUCAUGAACAGCAUGAUCAGUCUUUGCUGUGAGAAAAUGUUACAUUGUGACUUAAUAAAAAAAUGUAAAUAUUUAUUUUCUCAGGAAGAUUAACCUACAGAGGUGGAGGUGAUACAUGAAUUUAGUGUCUUUGUAAAAGAUUGUAAUUAUAAAAACACCUGCAACUCACAACAUAAA